AAAUGCCACAGCAGCGAACACUGAGAGCCGCAGUCAAUGAACCAGAGCCGAGAGGCUGCAUCUUCCUCAUUCGGUGUUCAGAGUCCGGCUCUUUCUCUCCGACUCUGGGAGCGACAUUUUGAAGCAACUUGACAAGUUUUGCCGCAGUUUAGCGGGCAGUCGGUGCCAUCCCCUCGACAUUUCUGACGAGAUGGAGGCGAAGUUGGAGGAAAGUGACCGAGUUAACCCGAGGUUUAAAUAUCCUAAGUGGAUCUCCAGUAACAUCAAGCUCUUUGUCCUGUGCCAUGGAAUGCUGCAGUGCACCCAACUCCUGCACAGUGCCUAUUUCAAAAGCAGCAUUGUCACCAUUGAGAAACAAUUUGGGCUCUCCAGCUUCUCAUCCGGCUUCAUAUCCAGCUUGCAUGAGAUCGGGAACUCACUUCUGAUUGUUUUUGUCAGUUAUUUUGGAAGUCGUGUUCACCGACCAAGACUGAUUGGAAUGGGUGGUCUUCUCCUUAGUUUUGGAGCCUUCCUGCUCGCCUUGCCUCACUUCAUUUCUGAGCGUUAUAAGUACUCCGUGGCCACAGUAGACGCUGCCAGACCUUCAAAUUAUUUUGAGCCUUUUCUGGUCUUUUUCUGCUUUCAGUUAGGAAAUGCAAGUUAUCCCAACACAGACACCUGUCAGCCAGUGAACCAGACACACAGCCUCAAACACUGUACCAAAUCGGACAUACAAUUCAAUAUGAUGAGCAGCAUGUGGGCAAUAAUUGUCAUUGCUCAGUUAAUAGUGGGCAUUGGAACAGUUCCUAUUCAACCCUUUGGCAUUUCAUAUGUGGAUGACUUUGCUGAGCCAUCUAACUCUCCACUCUAUAUAGCAAUCCUGUUUGCAAUUUCUGUCUUUGGGCCUGCCUUCGGGUACUUACUGGGGUCAGUGAUGCUACAUUUAUUUGUGGAUCUGGACAGGGUGGACCCAGCCACCAUUGAUUUGAAACCCAGUGACCCCCGAUGGAUUGGUGCCUGGUGGCUGGGAUUGCUGAUAUCCAGCAGUAUUCUGGCCAUCGCCUCUGUUCCUUAUUUUUUUUUCCCUCGAGAAAUGAUUCCUCAAAAGAAGUCAGGCAGUGAAUCUGAUAUACUAAGUGAGAUGGAAGAACAAAAGAUGGAAGAAAUGACAAUCAGAGAGUUCAUCAAGAUGUUUCCCAAAAUGAUUGUCAGGCUGCUGCUGAAUCCAUUGUUUAUCGUUGUCGUGCUUGCUCAGUGCAGCUUUUCUUCAGUGGUCGCUGGUCUCUCAACGUACCUCAAUAAAUUCCUGGAAAAGCAGUACUCCACGACAGCUUCCUAUGCAAACUUCCUCAUCGGGUCGAUAACUCUGCCUGGUCUUGCUACAGGGAUGGUCCUAGGUGGACUCUUUAUGAAACGUUUCAAUGUACCUUUGGUGAAGAUCCCCUGGUACUCAGCCUGCGUUCUGAGUAUUGUCAUCAGUCUAACAAUUCCUCUGUUUUUCAUGGGAUGCUCGACUCAGAAGAUUGCUGGAAUCAAUUACAGUAAAGAUGUCAAUAGCUCCUCUUCGUUCAAUCUCAAGGCUGACUGUAAUGCUCAUUGUUUCUGCUUUGAUUACACAUUCAAUCCUGUGUGUGGAGUCGACACCAUAGAAUAUAUCUCACCGUGCCAAGCUGGCUGCACUCAUUCCGCCUUCAAUCAUUCCACAAGGAUGAUUAUGACCUACAAUAACUGUAGCUGCAUUCAGACAUCUACCAAUGAGGAUUUUGCUCAUCCUGGGCACUGCAAAGUCAGUUGUUCCUACCUACUUUAUCCAAUGGUCUUUUGCAUCUCUUUCAUCGGAAUGAUAGCCUCCCUUACCCACAAUCCUCUGUACAUGACAGUGCUGCGAGCGGUGAGACAAGAACAAAAAUCAUUUGCAAUAGGGAUCCAGUUUUUGAUAAUGAGGAUGUUUGCUUGGUUACCAGCUCCCGCUUUGUUUGGUGCUGUUAUCGAUUCAACUUGUAUCAGGUGGAAUAAGGCAUGCACUGGAAACAGAGGAGCAUGUAGUUACUAUGAUAACAAUCUACUGCGAAAAAGGUACUUGGGUCUACAAGUUGGAUAUAAUAUCCUUGGUAUUCUGCUUUUAUUGAUCGCUGGUUGGAAAGCAAAGAAGUUCAGUGCACGUCGAGUUGCUGCACAGAACACAGAACCAGUAUAAAGUUCCACAGAAGGUUUGACAAGAACUGACGUGAUGCCAACCUUGAUUGGCAAAUCUACAGAUUAAUAUUCGUUUGUAUUUGCUUUAUUUACUUAAAAGUGCUUUUUAUAGUGUUGAUUAAUUCAAAGAAUUCAAAUUGUUAACAUUAACAGACAAGGACAGUAGUUGGAACAGUGUGAAGAACCAUGAAUUUAUAUAGCAUUUAUAUAGCACCUCUAACACGGUUAAACAUCCCAAGACAUGUCAUAAGAGCUUUCCCCAAAAAAAUGACACCAAAAGCUUGCUCAAAGAGGCAGGUUUUAAGGAGCAUCUUAAAGGAGGGAGAGAGAGGCAGGGAUACAAAGAGACUUAAGGAAAGUAUUCCAGAGCUAAUGGCUGUGGCAGUUGAAAGCACAAUUGCCAGUUGUGGAGUGAUAAAAAUUUGGGAUGAUCAAAAGGCAGAAAUGGAGUACUGCAGGAAUUUCAGAAAGCUCUAGGACUGGAGAAGGUUACAAAAAUAAGGAGGGGCUAGGCCAUGAUUUGAAAACAACAAUGAACAUUUGAAAUUAAAGUAUUGCUGGACCAGAAGCCAAUGUAGGUUAGUGAGCACAAGGGUGAUGAGUGAGUAAAACUAGAUGGGAGUUAGGAUCCAUGCAGCAGAUUUUUGGGUGAGCUCUAAUUUAUGCAUAGUGAAAGAUGGAAGGCAAGCUAGCAGAGCGUUAGAAUAAUCAAGUUGAGAGAUAAAAAAGACAAGGAUGGGUGUUUCAGCAGCAUUGGAGCACAGGCAUGGAUGGAGUUGUCGAUUGAUAGAGAGGUAGAAAUAAGCAGUCUUAAUGAUGGUGCAAAUAUGUGGUCCAUAAGAUCAGAUUCAACACCUUCAGACCCUUCUCAGGGAAAGGUGUAAUGUUGGUGUCCAAGGAAUGGAGUUUACAAUGAGGAACAAAGACAAUGGAUUCAGUUUCUCAUAUUUAGUUGGAGGAAAUUACUGCUCAUCCAGUGCAGGAUAACUUAGGGACAGUGCAGGGUUGUGAGGUAAUGAAGCAGAGCUGGGUGUAGUCAGUGUCCAUGUGUCUAUAUUGUGUUUUCAGAUUAUGUUUGUGAAGGGCAGCAUGUAAGUAGGAAAUAGGAAGGGCCAAAAUCAGAUCCAUAAGGGAUUCCAAGGGAAGCAGAAAAAAUAAAGGAAGAAUAGUAAUAAAGAAAACAUUUGGAUUUCUUUAAAUGCAAUUCUUUAGAUACACAUCCAUUUCAACAAUAUGUCUUAAUCAUAAUAAUGCACGCUGCAGAGAUAAUAGGGCCUCUGGAAUCAAGCACAUAAACCAUGCAGUUGUUACGUUCAAGACUGAAGAACAUCAUUAAUACAGUAAGCUGAUGGGGCAGAAUUUUUCCUGCGUCAGGCGGGCCUGUCGGGAAUGAGCAGAGGAGAUCACGGAGCUGACUGCCACCCGCAAUCGGCUCCACGCCGCCAUUUUACACGGGCGGGCCAAUUAAGACCCGCCCAGUGCAAUAUGCGAGCAGUAGCGCGCUACUUGUGCAGGCGGGGGGAGGAGGGAGAGUCGGGGCCAGCGCUCUUUCACGCAUGCGUGCGAAAGAGUGUUUCAAUCUCCCUGAGGCAUGAAGCGGGUUUUAAAAGUCUUUUUUACAGACAUUAAAAAUUUAAUGAAAUGUCCCCUCAUGUGACUGUUCUUAUUUUUCAUAUAAACUUUUUAUUUAAGUAGUAAAAUCUUGAGAAAACCACAUCCUGCUCGUGGAUGAGGUUUCCCAAAAAUGUAAAGGCCACUUGGCCUUGUUGCCUGCCUGCCAAUCGUAAGGUUGGAUGGGCAAUGUAAACUUGACAUUAAUUACUUCAUUAAUGACCUUAAUAACUUUGUUAAUGGCCUUAAUAGCCUAUCAAUUAUCAGCGGGUGCGCAGCCGAUUCCGGUGUGCGCCCGCCAAAUGAAACAUGGCAAGACAGCCCGAUGACGUCGGGAUGCACGCCCAACGUCAUUGCACGUCGUUUUACAUGCCGACAUGUCAGCCCCGCCCCCGCACGCCGACUGAAAACUCCUGGCCAUGGUGCAGUUACUCAAAUGACUAGCCUAAAUGAAUCGAUUUGAAAUAAAAACACAAAAUACUGGAAAAACCCAGCAGGUCUGUCAGCAUCUGUGGACAGAGAAACAGAAUUAACAUUUCGAGUCUGUAUGAUUCGAAUUCAGAGGGUUUUUGUGUUGGUUUGUAUACUAAUGCAUCUCUGAAAAAGUUAGAUCAAAUUAAUUUGUGAAUCAAUGUUUGAAAAUUAUUUAUACCUGCUAAAAGGCAGAGAAAUAAAUUGGUCCAGUAGAGAUUUUUUCCUUCAAGAAAUUGAUUCUAUGGGAAGAACUUUUUCAAAGUAAAUGAAGAAAUCAUCUGUUAUGUGAACUGUGAUAACAGACCUGUUUAAAAUGAGAGGCAGUAUUGUUGUGCGACUGACAUAGUGGCUGUGAUCUCCUGAGGAGUGCCAAUCAUCGUUGGGUUGCCUCUACACUUGAAAACUGCCCCCUGGCUCAACACUGCUCUAUAUUUCUCCUGUGUCCUUCCAAGUCUGGUGUUUCCAAAAAUGCGGAGCACAGGGUCCAUCAGGGAACUCCAUCGAAGCACAUUAGAGUCAAGGGAAGACAGGACACAUCCUUUUUACAGCACUAGCUGUCGUAUGGAAAGUUUGAAUACCCAGUCUUUGAAUGUUAGUGAAUGGAUGAGUGAAUGUGUGAAUGGAUGAAUGAGUGAAUGGUGAUAGGAUGGGUAGGUGGAUGAGUGGAUAGGUAGAUCGGUGUAGUCAGGUCAGGUCGAAAGGGCUAGUAUGGUUGGGAGUGAGUCAGACCAGGUCUGGGAGGGGGUAGUUGGGUGGUUGGGAGUAAUUAGGUCAGGUCACUGGUGUAGUCAGAUGGUUAGCGUGUUAGUCAGCUCAGGUCUGGGGUUAGUCGGGAGGGCCAGAGGAGUACUUGGGGAGGGUCGGCUCUGGAGUUAAUCUAGGUUUUAAUCUAUGUUAGCUGGGUAGCUAUUCAGGUAAGUACAUUGGAAGUGUCCCACAUCUCUGACUCUAGCUAAGGGUUAGAGGCAUUCACAGAGGGUCCCAGUGAACAAGGGAAAUAAAUGUCCAUCAAAAGUUUAACCUUCCAGGCAAUUCCCCAUAGGUCAGCACAUCAGGACUUCUGCCAGAUCCCAGUCGUAUGUCCGGUCUCCAAUGACCUGGAGACCAGAAGAUGUGGCCCAACCUGUCAUCUGGCAAAAUCAAUCAAUCAGUCAUUUUAUUUGACAGUCUUUGAUUAAACAAGGGAAAGUGGUGUGAAAAGAAAUAUCAGGGCACUAGUAAGUGACUGAGAGAAGUGGAUGUAUGUAUCAAUUUGUAACUGUGUUAGGCAAAGAAGUAUGACAUUUUCAGCUUUACUUUGUCUAUAUUGCUUGUUCAUAAGCGCAUUUUCUGUAAUUGAACAGAAAGAACACAAAAAGAUUUAUUUGCUUUAUUUUAUCCUAAAGUUGUGGAAGAGACUCCUUUGAUGAGAUUGUGUCCACUGUGUAUGUUACUGUGCCUUUUGUUUCUUGUAAAUGUAAUCAUUAAAAGAUGCUAUUCUGUUA
Molecule: messenger RNA, 5744 nt
Organism: Carcharodon carcharias (great white shark)
Lineage: Eukaryota; Metazoa; Chordata; Chondrichthyes; Lamniformes; Lamnidae
Gene: slco2a1
Product: solute carrier organic anion transporter family, member 2A1
Exons: 15
Coding region: 191-2176 (661 amino acids)
Biological process (GO): sodium-independent organic anion transport; prostaglandin transport; transmembrane transport
Cellular component (GO): membrane
Molecular function (GO): prostaglandin transmembrane transporter activity; protein binding
Source: RefSeq, a predicted model, not a curated record